Molecule: messenger RNA, 1315 nt
Organism: Bubalus bubalis (water buffalo)
Lineage: Eukaryota; Metazoa; Chordata; Mammalia; Artiodactyla; Bovidae
Product: serotonin N-acetyltransferase
Exons: 3
Coding region: 343-1107 (254 amino acids)
Biological process (GO): response to light stimulus; melatonin biosynthetic process; circadian rhythm
Cellular component (GO): cytoplasm
Molecular function (GO): aralkylamine N-acetyltransferase activity
Source: RefSeq, a predicted model, not a curated record
GGAAGGGCAACUCGCAGAUUACUGGCUUCGUAACAGAGGUACGGCUGGAUCUGCACAUAGACGGGGGUCAGGGAGAUAGACAGAAAGGGGCCCAGGGAGCCAGAGGAGGCACAAGGCAGGAGGAAUCGAUGCCCUACAUGCCCACUCCACCCUAGCCCCUAGACUCCCCACUCCAGGUCUCCUGAAACAGAGGCAAGAGGUACCAUCGCCCUGGAUGGCCCCCUGGGAGAUGAGGACCAGCCACCUGACCAUCGCCCCUCUCCAACAGGUGCGGAGGGACCCUCCUCGUCACACAGGCUCCUUCUGAAGCUGGGGACCCCUUGGGUGGCAGCCGCACCCAGGAUGUCCACGCUGAGCAUCCACUGCCUGAAACCCUCGCCUCUGCACCUGCCGUCUGGGAUCCCAGGGUCCCCAGGCCGCCAGCGGCGCCAUACACUCCCUGCCGAGUUCCGCUGCCUCACCCCAGAGGACGCUGCCGGCGUGUUUGAGAUUGAGCAAGAGGCCUUCAUCUCUGUCUCCGGCAACUGCCCCCUGAAUCUGGACGAGGUCCAGCAGUUCCUGACCCUGUGUCCCGAGCUGUCCCUGGGCUGGUUCGUGGAGGGCCGUCUCGUGGCCUUCAUCAUUGGCUCCCUGUGGGACGAGGAGAGACUUACUCAGGAGUCGCUGACGCUGCACAGGCCCGGGGGCCGCACCGCGCACCUGCACGUGCUGGCCGUGCAGCGCACCUUCCGGCAGCAGGGCAAGGGCUCCGUCCUGCUGUGGCGCUACCUGCACCACGUGGGCGGCCAGCCGGCCGUGCGCCGGGCCGUGCUCAUGUGCGAGCACGCGCUGGUGCCCUUCUACCAGAGGUUCGGCUUCCGUCCCGCGGGCCCAUGUGCCAUCGUUGUGGGCUCACUGACCUUCACGGAGAUGCACUGCUCCCUGCGGGGCCACGCUGCCCUGCGCCGGAACAGUGACUGCUGUCCCCCCGGGGAGCCCAUGGUCGGGAGCUCCUACUCAAUCCCCGGUUGGUCCCCUUCUCUGUCCUGCCGUCCCCCCACUCUGCUUGGUCUGAAGGGAGACGGUGAUUCCCAGGGGAUGGCGGAACGGGGAGAAUGGGUGAAAUAAAGAGAAGGUGGGGCGGCUGCUCCCAGCCCAGGUGCCCUCCUGGGACGCAAGUACUGUGUGCUCCUCUGUGUCCACACCAGGCCCUCCGGACCCCCUGCAUCCAAACUGCGCCUACACGUGCUGGGUCCAUGAACUGGGGACAGUGGGAGGCAUCCUGCAACCUUGCUUCUGCAUCUCACCAAAGGAGCCCCUAUGCCCCCAGACCCAG